ACCUUCAAAUUGUCCACCGGCAGCCAUGUUGGCUGUGUACAGGAGCUUACGGGAGCUUACGUAUACGUAAGAUCGUAUCUCUGUGGCACUGGGGUUUAAUAGCGCCAUCUCAUGAUCGGGUCACUUUAGUGUGAUAUUUGGCUGCAUGUGCAUGUGUGCGGCGACCGGGAAAAAAGAAGGACUCUCACCGAAAUAUCAUAAAAAUGAGCGCCCGAUUCAUUCCUCCAGAGAUACAGGAUAAUCCAACAGGAUGGGGUCCUUGUACGAUUCCAAAGCAAUUCAAAGAUAUUCCAUACCAACCAUUUUCAAAGGGAGAUCGCCUCGGAAAGGUGUCAGACUGGACAGGAGCAACAUACCAAGAUAAACGCUAUGUAGUGAAGUACAAUUCGCAGUUUGGAUCUGGUAACCAGUAUACCUACGUUCAUGAGCAGGAUGAGUCCUCCUUCCAACUGGUUGAUACUUCUAAGGUUCAGAAACCAAUCUAUAUGAGGAACAGGAUACGAUUCAACCAGCGUAAUUUACGUCGGGAAAGGGAACGUCGUGAGCAGCGUGCGACCGCUGGGAUGCAAUCACUGACCAAAGCCCAGAAGGAGAGACAGAGGCAGGUCAGAAGGUUACAGAAACAAUAUGGAGGAAGAAGGUGGCCCGAUAAGAAUCAACAUAACCAGAUGAAGUCUCGCAGUGCAUCCGUUCAGGUUCGUGGUGAAUGGGGAGUGAUAGAAGAAUUGGAUUUUCCUCGUCUCAACAAGCUACGUCUGCCCACUGUUGUAGAUCCUGAAGACCUUGUCAAGUGUGGAGAAUUGGAAUACUAUGACAAAAUGUUUGAUCGCAUCACUACCAAGACUGAAAAGAGACUAGCAAGGGUGAAUAGGUUGUUCCACAAGGUCACUACCACAGAUGACCCCAUCAUUAGAAAGCUUGCCUCUAAGGGUAACGUGUUUGCUACGGACAUCAUCUUGGCCACACUGAUGUGCUGCCCUCGCUCUAAUUACUCCUGGGAUGUCAUUGUACAGCAUGUUGGUGGGAAGCUGUUCUUUGACAAGCGAGAUGAUUCAGAAUUUGAUCUACUGACAGUAAAUGAGACUGCUAUAGAACCGCCACAAGAUGAGGGAACACACAUGAAUUCACCAAGGAAUCUAGGAUUGGAAGCAACAUUUAUCAACCAUAACUUCUCUCAACAAUGUCUCAAGAUGGGAGGUGAGAAGUUUAAGUUUGAAGUGGAGAAUCCUUUCAUCCAAGAUGAGGAGGAAUCAUUAGUUGCAUCUGUUGCAUACCGGUAUCGUAAGUGGAACAUUGGGGAUGAUUUGAACGUGAUAGUCCGAUGUGAACAUGAUGGUGUAAUGACAGGUUCGGGCGGAGAGACACAGUUCCUCAACAUCAAGACUCUCAAUGAAUGGGAUACCAAGCAAAGCAGUGCAGAAGAAUGGCGUCAGAAGCUUGAUUCACAACGAGGAGCAGUCCUUGCUACGGAGCUUAAGAAUAACAGUUUCAAGCUUGCCAAGUGGACUGUGUGUUCUCUCCUUGCAGGGUCGAAUUUCAUCAAGUUUGGGUACGUGUCUCGUAUCAACCCUCGUGAUUCUGCCAAGCAUGUGAUCUUAGGAUCGCAGCAGUUCAAGCCCAGUGAGUUAGCAGCACAGAUCAAUCUUAACAUGGAUAAUGCAUGGGGUAUUCUGAGAUGUAUCGUUGAUAAGUGCUUCCAGCUGAAAGAAGGAAAAUACCUUAUUCUCAAGGAUCCAAACAAGCCGGUGAUUCGUAUCUAUGACAUCCCUGAUAACACGUUCAGCUCUGACGACGAUGAAGAGGAUGAUGAGGAGGACGAAGACGACGGUGAUGAUGAAGGAGAUGAUGAGUAGAGCCAUUGAUGAUGUCCCACAGAUCAAUAUCUUACAUCAUCACCUGUCUACUAUCUGGAAUGACCCCUAUUUUUUUCUGAUUUUUGGUGCAACUUCUAUCAGCUAUUAGUAGAUAAGAUGAAACCUGAAUUAAUAUUUAUUAUCUGAGAUUGAGGUAGUAGCAGUUAUUGCAUUGAGACUUACUCAUGCUAUUUAAACUACAGAUUAGCAAAAUAAAAUGGGAAAUGGUCAUUGGUUUUAUCACAUCCUAUUCAAUGGACACCCCCCCUUCCCCCUCCCUCUCUUCACCCUCAUUCUCCUUUCAAAAUGUAUUGAAGAUCAUUUGCCUUGCAAUUAUGGUAUACAUACUUGCAAUGAUAUAAAUUUAUAUUAUUAUAUUACAAAUGACCUGAUCCACAAAAUACGUUUUUAAUAUCAUUCCAAUUCAUAUUUUGCAAUGGUAUGUAAUUUGAUUUUGACCAUUGCUACUAAAUUGUCAUAUAUAUAUAUAUAUCUUUCUACAUCUGCAGAUAAGACAAAUUUUGUUGUCUUCUUUCAAUGUUCGCAAUGCGCCUUAACGCCCUCUACCUUCGACUUAACAUCUAAAUGUGUAUUAUAACGGAAUAAACCCAUUCAUAGACUUCGCCCUUACGUAGGAUGUAUGCAUAAUAUAUAUAUAUAUUUCAUCUUAAGAUGAAAUCUCCAGGUGGCCAAGGAUUGAAUCAAUACAAAUUGUUAUGGGAUUUUAUUUAUUUAGUUGCAAUCAAUCAUUAAAUAAUUUACUUUUUUUUUUGGGGGGGGGGGAAUCUACUAAUUUCAUGUAUAUGGAUAGAAUGUUGAUUGUCAAAUAGUUACCUAUAUUGAGCUUACAUAGCCAUUACCCAAAAUAAGUACACAUUUAUGAUGGUAUUGUCAAUAAACUUGAAUCCCCCCCCCCUCCUUUCAAUGCUUAAAGAUAUUGAAUAUAAAUUUUUCAGUAUACAUACAGAAGACAGCUGUGACACUUUUCAUGGCUAAAAACUGGUUUCAGUGUCUGGUGGCUUUUUGUUAUUAUUAUCUUCUAUUGUUCCAUGAUUAUACAAUUUGAUCAUGUUGAAUUUGAGAUGAACAUGUAUUUAUUAUGCAUUAUAUACUUAGUAAUGCAGAAGAUGUAGUUGAUGGUUCCAAUUUUUUAGAUAACCAUUGGAUCAUUCUGUUCUACUGCCCAGCCCAACCUCUCUCUGUAGGGAUACCUGUCUAUAAUGGUCACUCGUUAUGUAUCUGCCUGAAAGACCGAUUUUUUUUUGUUUUUUUUUCUCCAUUUUUCCUCAGUUUUCUUUUAUGUGCAUGUACUGGAUUUGGAUGUGGGGGAGGGGGGGUGUAGAACAGGUAUGGAGGAGAGGGAUGGGGUUCCGCUCAAUUGUGGCAUGAUUACAUUGAAUUACAGAAUAUUUGGAAUCUUAAAUUGACAUUAAAUCUUGUCGUACUUCUCAACACAA
Lytechinus pictus (painted urchin) is the source of this 3310-nucleotide messenger RNA. RefSeq names its product eukaryotic translation initiation factor 3 subunit D-like. Bases 204 to 1853 code for a protein of 549 amino acids. Gene Ontology annotation, molecular function: translation initiation factor activity. Gene Ontology annotation, cellular component: eukaryotic translation initiation factor 3 complex; cytoplasm. The transcript is spliced from 15 exons. Gene Ontology annotation, biological process: translational initiation. Lineage: Eukaryota; Metazoa; Echinodermata; Echinoidea; Temnopleuroida; Toxopneustidae. The record is from RefSeq and is a predicted model, not a curated record.